AUGUCCAAAGAUGUUGGUCAGGGAUCCUCCUUCAACAGGGUUCCUAGUUGGGGUGGCCGACCUGAAACCUUUUUUCAUUACAUCACAGAGAUCAAAUGGCAUUUAGCUGGAACGAAAUCCUCAGAAAGACCGUAUGCAGCAGCAAGAUUAGUUCGUCGCAUCUUGGAGAGCGAUUAUCCUUCCCUCAAGUCCUUGGCCUACAAACUGGACCCAGCGGACUUCACCACCGAAGAUGCUGUGACUCGUCUGAUAUCAUUUUUGGAGGCUUCGCCAAUGAACCGGCAGCCAAUUCCGGAUGCUGGGCGGCAGUUGUCCGCCUACUACAGGGUUCCGGGAGCGGGAGUGGGAGCACUCAUCCAUCUCGUUUCGCUGGAAACCGUGAACCAAAUGCAGAAGCAGAAGAUGAAGACCUGCCACAGCCGGAUCAACAAUCCUCCCAAGGGUUUUGGACGGGGCAAAGGACAUAUGGCAAAUAUAGUGGAAGAGUUUGAGGGUGAGGACAUGCAGUACCAAGACUAUUGGGGCAGUAGUCAUGACUAUCCUGAGGGUGAAUACCUUGAGGAUGGUUACUAUGGUGAAGAGUUUCAGGAGACCGCAGUUGAUCCUCAAGCUGAAGAGUCUGAGGUGAAUCCAGAAUCCAUGACCGAGGACCAAGCUUUGCAUGUGAUUUCACAGCUUCAAGAAGAAGAGAAAGAGCUGAAUGCCAUGAUGGUUGAUGCUCAGCGCAACUUGGAGCAAGCUAGACGUGCAGUCCAAGAAGCAAAGAAGGAUCGUGGCUGGAAGAGCUCAGGUUCAAAGGGUUCUCCACCACACGGUUCCCAGAAGGGCACCAGCACGUUCAUGCAGGGCAAGGGACAUCGGUCACAGACCAAUUUCUUUCAGCAGAAGGGGCAUGGGUUUCAUGGCAAGGGCGGCUACCACAACCGUCCUUUCGGUUCCUCUGGUUGGCGUCCACCGCAACAGAAUCGUUUUGCAGGGCGUUCAAACUUUCAGAAUAGGAAUCAGAUGUCUCAGAGACCUUCCUCUCAUGCUGGGAUGUUCAUGGAGCCUCAAGAGCACCACAUGAUGACUAUGACAGACAUGAUCCCCGAGGCAGAAUUCUCACCAGACCUUUCCUUUUUCCCAGUGAGCCAAGCGGAUUCGCGUGCUGCCAUCCGACCUGAAGAGGCUAUCAUCGAUUCAGGUGCAACGGUGUCAGCCGGUGGCGAGACAGCUGUGAAGAACCUUCUCCACAGUUUGGCCCAAUCGCGGCCAGACCUUAGCUUGACAGUCGUCACAGAAGAUCGGCCAUAUUUCCGCUAUGGUUCGGGAUCAUGGGGUCAGGCUAGUUACAAGGCGGCAGUGGAGCGCGCUUUGGCCUCAGCUUCGGCGAAAGUGACGCCGAAGGCGAAAGCCAAAAAGGGGCCGAAGGGAGAGCUGGAUCCAACUCGGACCAUGGGAGUCCAUACCCAAGAUCCUCGUGCGAGCAAGGACUUUUGGCCAUGCAAAGGAAAUCACGACCCCAAGCAGUACUCCAACCCUCACGGAGCUUGGCUGGAAUGUCAAAAGUGUGCCCUUCGGAUGCAGUACACUCCAAUGAAGGGAGCAUCAGGUCAGAGCACUCACAUGGACCUGCCUUCCAAUGUCGUCCGGGCCAUGGAGCACCUUCGUAUGGAGGGAUUCAAGGAGAACGAUGUCGACUCACGUCUUGUGAAGAAGACGAUUCGUUACAUCGAGGGCCAAGAGCUCAUCAAGGCCAAGAAGCCCGGGAAGACUCACGGCGACUUGGACAAAAGGGAGAAAGAGAAGGGAUAUCCAGCAGCCAGCGCCUCCAAUCCGACUCCGGGGCCGGAGAUUCACAACUUGGCCAGCGACGACGAUUCGUGGGAACAGCCAACUCCCAUGAAGAAGAAGGACUCUGGAACGGACUUCUACUUCGAGUGGCCAAAGAACGCAACAGAAGAUCAUCCUGAAUACCAAUCAGAGGAGACUGAGCGGAAGAAAGCUCGACUGGACACCGUGUCAGCUCUGCGUGCCAGGAACAUUCAUCUGUUGGAUCAAGAGACGCAGAAACUGGUUUUGGAGAGAAUCCACUUGCUGGAAGAGGAAGUCAAGAUGAAACAAGAGACAGUGCAGCUUCAUGAAAUGAUCACUCAGGAACGCGAAGAUGAAGCUCACUUCCUGUCCUUCAUCCAGGACGACUUCCAGAGACCCGAGAAGGACCGUCAAUGGGUCUUCCAGAUUGAGUUCGACGUUUCGGAAGAGAUUGCUGAUGCUAAUCCGUUUUUGUACGUGAAGCGAGUCUUGGAAGGGAACAAAAACGUAGAGAUUACCUACAAGCAACUGUCUCAGGAGCAUGUUCCUUUGUUUGAUGAAGCAAAAGCCAGAGAGGUCGCUGAAGUUUUGGGUUCAAUGGCACUUCGCGCAGUACAAUCUAAAGAAGAACUGAAAGAAGCUUUGAGCCAUCCUGAACGCCAUAUUCCCAUGAGGCUGCAAUAG
Molecule: messenger RNA, 2478 nt
Organism: Durusdinium trenchii
Lineage: Eukaryota; Dinophyceae; Suessiales; Symbiodiniaceae
Source: the annotation of a GenBank genome assembly